AUGCAACCUUGCAAAGCCUUUCUCUUUACCUUCCUCAUUUGGGCCUGGGAAUAUACCAAAAAUGGUGCCCUCAACUGCAACGGAGACAACGAUGGCGCACACAACCAAUUCAGCGUAAGGGCCGCAAGAAUGCUGUAUGAAUACGACCGCCUCCAGAACGACGCCGAAGGAAGUGUUACUUCCCUUGCGAGCGCUAACAGUAUCUUUAGCAGGAGCAGCGGAGGAUCCACCGGUAGCGUCCUUAGCAGGAGCAGCGCUGGCGGCACUGGUAGCAUCUAUAGCAAAAGCAGCACCAAAACAGCCUUCGGUAAUGACUUCGAAGGCUCUGUAGGUAGUUCUACAAGCAUUGAUGAUCUCAAAAGUGUAGCAUCCUCAACAAGCACCAAUAGCUUGGACACUAGUAGCGAAAGAAGCUAUGAUGAUGAUGCCUCGGAAAAUCAAUCCGUCACAGAUGAUGCAUCGGACAAUCAGUCAGUCACAGAUGAAUCCGUCACAAAUGAAUCCGUCACUGAUGAAUCCAUCCUAGUGGAUAUUCGUGAUGAUAACAGCGUUAGCAGUUACAACUCAGGUUCCACGGCAGCCAGCGCAAGGACAGAUGUAACCAAUGGCUCCAGCAGUACCAUGAGCGGCUCAGUCAGAAGUUCCAGAAGUAGUGCAAGCAGCUCUACCAAAAGCUCCAGAAGUAGCGCAAGCGGUUCUGCUAAAAGCCAAAAAAGCAAAUACGACGACACCUCAUAUGAAGAUUUAGAAUCCUUAGAAGAAAAAGAAGCGAAGCGAGCCAAGGAAAAGGCACAAAGGAAAGAAAUUUUAGAUGAAUCUACUUACGAUAUGAAAACAGCCGGAAAAUAUUCCAAAGGAUAUUCGAACAAAUACAACAAGGAAAACAGAGAUGAUGACAAUUAUGAAGUUAGCCGUGAAGAAACCCUAAAUAAAAGAUUAAAGAAACUAAACUCAGAAGAACAAGAAGGACGUAAAGAUGUUAUGAGAAGUUCCAAGAAAGGUAAAAAAUCUAGACGCAGUGCAAAACGCGAAGGGGAAUUCUCAGGUUAUCUGUUAAAAUACAAAAAUGCUCAAAGAGAUAACGCAAAUUUUGAAGUUGACCAAAAUGAGAGACUAUUCAGAAAAGUAAGAGAAUUUAAUGCAAAAGAUAGAGAAAAAAUGAGAAGAACUUUGAAUAAAAUAAAAAAAAAUGUAAAAAAUAUGAACGUGGAAGAUGAAGAUGAAUUAAAAUCUCAAUUAAAAAGUCUCAGAAAAUAUAUAAACUUCGAUUAUGAUGAACACAGUUCCAUUGAUAGUGGCAGUGAUGGUUCUGUAUAUAGCGAUGAGGAUGGCUCAUCCAUAUAUGUAGGAAGACGAGGAAUGGCAAAGAACGGAUCCAUUGAAAGAACCAGAAAUAACAUGGAUGAACUCAGAUCUUACAUCGAUGAAGCCAUGGAUAAGAAUAAUGCCGAAAUCGCCCACUUGUUGGUCAACAAAAUUGAGAAGUACAAAAACAAAGUCGACAAACUGAAAGAGAAAAACAGGAACGAAUUGAAAUUCAUGAAUUUGAGACAUAAUCUCAAAUUGCAGAAGGUCCUCCUCUACGUCCCCCUCAUUUCCCUCAUCACGAGUGUCAUCCUAGGUAUACUUCUCGCUCAGUACUGGAUGAUACCAGUUGUUACUGCUUACUUUGUUAGUUUGUUCAGUUUCGCCUUUGGAACCUUCGUCUCCUAUGGAAUUAUGGGAAAAGUCAUGUUUAACUCCUCCCUCAAAGUUAUCGAUUACAUACUAGGAAGAAACACGAGAGAGAUUGCUGAUUACGUCCCACACAGCAGAAGAGUCAUAAUGGACUGA
This is a messenger RNA of Plasmodium cynomolgi strain B, 1833 nucleotides long. RefSeq lists its product as hypothetical. NCBI's taxonomy places the organism in Eukaryota, Apicomplexa, Aconoidasida, Haemosporida, Plasmodiidae. The record is from RefSeq and is a predicted model, not a curated record. The coding region runs from base 1 to 1833 and encodes 610 amino acids. The transcript has 2 exons.